CCAUAUCUACGAUCGACAACUCGAUGAUCGACUAGGCAAAAUUUCGGGCAAAAUGGCGGACAAAACGCCAGGGACGCAGAAAGCCAGCGCGAAGGCGCUGCUGGAGAGCAAGCUGAAGGCCUUCAGUAUUGGUAAAAUGGCUGUUGCUAAAAGAACACUCAGCAAGAAAGAGCAAGAUGAAAUUAAAAAAAAGGAGGAUGAGCGAGCAGCAGCUGAGAUAUAUGAAGAGUUCCUGGCUGCUUUUGAAGGAGGAGAAGGCAAAGUCAAGACUUUUGUCAGAGGUGGAAUUGCUAAUGCAACAAAAGAAGAGGCUGAAGCUGAUGAGAAGAGAGGAAAGCUCUACAAACCAAAGUCACGAUUUGCGGAGAUGAAACCUACUCUGCCAAUGGAAACUCCUCCACAAUAUUUAUCAGUUGAUAAAAAGAAUGUAAAGAGGGGGGAGAAGGAGAAGAAAAAAAGCAACCUGGAACUCUUUAAAGAAGAACUGAAGCAGAUACAGGAGGAGCGAGAUGAACGACACAAGAUGAAAGGCAGAGUGAGCCGAUUUGAACCUCUUUCCCAUGUGGAAGGAAGGCGAUCCUUCUUGGAUGAUUCGGCCCCCGGCUCACAUGAUGUAGGAGAUCCUUCUACAACUAAUUUAUACCUUGGGAACAUUAACCCACAGAUGAACGAGGAGAUGCUGUGCCAAGAGUUUGGUCGAUAUGGCCCCCUGGCUAGCGUGAAGAUCAUGUGGCCCAGAACCAAUGAGGAGAGAGCACGGGAGAGGAACUGUGGCUUCGUGGCUUUCAUGACAAGGAGAGAUGCUGAGCGAGCAUUGAAGCAUCUGAACGGCAAGAUGAUCAUGAAUUUUGAGAUGAAGCUGGGCUGGGGCAAGGGCGUGCCUAUCCCUCCACACCCUAUCUACAUCCCACCCUCCAUGGUGGAGCACGCGCUACCGCCACCCCCUUCAGGACUGCCCUUCAACGCACAGCCCCGGGAGAGGCUAAAGAACCCCAAUGCCACGCUGCUACCGCCCCCUACCAACAAGGAGGAGUUUGAAAAGACUCUGUCGCAAGCCAUAGUCAAAGUGGUAAUCCCAACAGAAAGGAAUUUGCUUUCUCUCAUCCACCGAAUGAUCGAGUUUGUGGUGCGUGAAGGUCCCAUGUUUGAGGCCAUGAUCAUGAACCGUGAGAUCAACAACCCGAUGUUCAGGUUUUUGUUUGAGAACCAAAGUCCCGCUCAUGUGUACUACAGAUGGAAGCUCUUUUCCAUACUACAGGGAGAUUCUCCUACCAAGUGGAGGACAGAGGAUUUCCCCAUGUUCAAGAAUGGGUCUUUGUGGCGUCCCCCACCCCUGAACCCUUACCUGCAUGGGACACUGGAUGAGAAUGAGGACAGUGAGGAAGAGGAGGAGGCCUCCAAGAAGGGGUGUUUGAAAGAGGAUGAAAGGGACAAACUAGAAGAGCUCCUGAGGGGCCUGACACCCAGGAAAAGUGACAUUGCGGAUGCUAUGUUCUUCUGCCUGAGUCAUGCCGAUGCUGCAGAGGAGAUCGUAGAGUGCAUUGCAGAGUCUCUAUCCAUACUCAAGACUCCACUGCCAAAAAAGAUUGCACGACUAUAUUUGGUCUCCGACGUGUUGUACAACUCAUCAGCUAAAGUCUCCAAUGCUUCUUAUUAUAGAAAAUUCUUUGAGACAAAACUCUGCCAGAUUUUUGCAGACCUCCAUGCUACCUACAAAACAAUACAAGGCCAUCUGCAGUCUGAAAACUUUAAGCAAAGAGUGAUGUCUUGCUUUCGUGCAUGGGAGGACUGGGCCGUGUAUCCGGACCCCUUCCUGAUCAAGCUGCAGAACCUUUUCCUGGGUUUGGUAAACCUGGGGCCAGAUCAGGAAAGCUCUGCUCCAGUUGUUGAGCCUGAGCCUACAGAUGAUAUUGAUGGAGCCCCCAUUAUCGAGGAGGAGUUGGAUGGGGCGCCACUGGAGGACGUAGAUGGCGCACCCAUUGAUGGAGCUCCACUGGACGACCUAGAUGGAGUUCCCAUAAAGCCCCCUGAGGAUGACCUGGAUGGAGUUCCCUUGGAUGCCUCUGGCCUAAAACCAGCUUUUAAAGUGGCUCCAUCCAAAUGGGAGGCAGUGGAUGGAUCCACCUUGGAAGCACAAGCUGUCACCACCUCCAAAUGGGAAAUAUUUGACCAGCCAGAAGAAGCCAGUCAAGGCCAGCAGGUAGAGACUGAGCAAAAUGAGGAUGAUGAGGACAGCAGGAGCUCUCACUCAGCAGAGCAGCGGUCCUACUCCAACCCUGUCAGGGAUGAUGACUCUGACCCCAGAUCUGCGAAGUACUCAGAGAUGAGCGAAGAGAAGCGUGCUAAAUUGCGGGAGAUUGAGCUUAAAGUGAUGAAGUUUCAAGAUGAGUUGGAAUCAGGAAAGAGACCCAAGAAAUCUGGACAGAGCAUUCAGGAGCAGGUGGAACACUACCGAGACAAAUUGCUGCAAAGGGAAAAAGAAAUUGAAAGGGAGAGAGAAAAGGAAAAAGAAAAGGACAAAAAAGAAAAGGAAAAAACAGAUGUUCGUUCGAAAGACAAAAAAGAAAAGGAAGAUUCACCCACAUCCAAGAAGGAGAAGAAACGCAGACACAGCGCCUCUCCCAGCCCCACACGUAGCAGUGGUCGGCGGGCACGCUCCCCCUCCCCCCGCUCGGAGCGCUCCGACAGGUCUUCACGAAAGGGUGACUCUCGGUCCCGCUCCUCACACAGGGAUUCCCCAAAGGAGACCAACAGAAAAUCCUCAAAGAGGUCACCUUCAUCACCCAGAACACCCAAACGUUCACGAAGGUCUCGAUCAAGGACUCCUAAGAAGUCAGGGAAAAAGUCCAGGUCACGGUCCAGGUCUCCACACCGGUCACACAAAAAAUCGAAGAAGAGCAAACACUGACAAGUCGUAUCCCCUCAUGCCCUCACCCUUCAGUUCCCUUUCUGUACUGUAAACAUGACUGGAGUUGGUUUUUUUUUUUUUUUUUACGUGCCUGAAAGUUUAAAAGGUUUUUUGUCUUACUCGCCUUUGUUUUCUAAAAACGCUAUGCAUGUGUUGCCAUGCUGUGUCAGUGAAUAGAGCCAACACUGUUUUAUAUUGUAAAGUAAUGAGCUUACCCGUUGUCCCAUAGGAAAAUCAAUCUUGUUGCAGACGAGCUCUGUAUCUAGCUUUGAUGACAUUAGGAUUAUUUUCUUUUUUUGUAGUACACAUUAAAAUUAA
This is a messenger RNA of Scleropages formosus (Asian bonytongue), 3226 nucleotides long. It is a transcript of the gene u2surp, whose product is annotated as U2 snRNP-associated SURP domain containing. Lineage: Eukaryota; Metazoa; Chordata; Actinopteri; Osteoglossiformes; Osteoglossidae. Gene Ontology annotation, cellular component: nucleus. Gene Ontology annotation, molecular function: RNA binding. The transcript has 25 exons. The record is from RefSeq and is a predicted model, not a curated record. Gene Ontology annotation, biological process: RNA processing. The coding region runs from base 53 to 2908 and encodes 951 amino acids.